This is a messenger RNA of Musca vetustissima, 2067 nucleotides long. RefSeq names its product transcription initiation factor TFIID subunit 5 (gene Taf5). Gene Ontology annotation, biological process: transcription initiation at RNA polymerase II promoter. The transcript has a single exon. The record is from RefSeq and is a predicted model, not a curated record. Gene Ontology annotation, molecular function: protein binding; RNA polymerase II general transcription initiation factor activity. Gene Ontology annotation, cellular component: transcription factor TFIID complex. The coding region runs from base 1 to 2049 and encodes 682 amino acids. Lineage: Eukaryota; Metazoa; Arthropoda; Insecta; Diptera; Muscidae.
AUGAAUACAAAUGGAACCGACUCGCCGGUGGUAUCUGGAGAAACGAAAAAACCAACCGCGGAUAAGCGGGAUCUGCUCGUCUUGCUCAAACUAAUUAAAAAGUAUAACCUUAAGCAAACCGAAGAACUUUUGUGUCAAGAAGCCAACAUCAAACAAGAUGAACUAGAGGAAGUAGACGCAAAAGAAAUUACUAAUAUUUUAACCUCUGCGUUGGGCGAUAAUCCAGAGUGUAAUGGAGAACCUAAAGAAGGACCUGGAAGCGAUCCUGAGUUGUACGACUUGGCUUACGGGGACUUGUGCAAUUUCGUGGACGAGUCGUUGGACAUAUAUAAGCAUGAGCUGUUCAUGGUGCUUUACCCCAUAUUGGUCCAAAUCUACUUUAAACUCGUUUCAGGUGGCUAUGCGAAGGCUGCGCGCGCCCUUGUUGAGAAAUAUGGGCCGGACUUGGAUUACUUCUAUAGAGAAGAUUUGCAGAAUUUGUUGCUAAUAACAAAGAAAAGUGAAAUGGAAAACAAUGAUUGGGUUAGUUCAAUGGAUUCGGAUAAAUUCAUCAUACGUAUGUCAAGGGAUGCGCACUCUCUGUUUAAAAGACACAUACAAGAUAGGAAGCAGGAGUUGAUCGCAGAUAUUGUCAUGAAAUAUAUAAGUUUUGAUACUUAUGAAGGCACGGCACGUAGCAAGUCACAAUGCAAUGCAACUAGUGGAUCUCUAAUAGGAGAAGCGAGAAGGCAGGACAAUAAGAUCCGAGUUUACUAUGGAUUGCUAAAGGAAGUGGAUUUCCAAUCCCUUACAACGCCAGCCCCAACCGCCGUGGAGGAGGAAGACGACAACGAUCCAGAUGCUCCUGAUAAACCAAAAAAGAAGAAGCCUAAAAAAGAUCCACUUUUCUCAAAGAAAUCUAAGUCGGAUCCUAAUGCUCCUUCAAUGGAUCGAAUACCUUUGCCCGAGCUGAAGGAUGCCGACAAACUAGAAAAGCUCAAAGCACUUCGCGAGGCAUCAAAGAGAGUUCCACUUGGUAAGGAUUCUUUGCCAUCAGUUUGCUUGUACACUAUUUUAAACUCUCAUAACAGCGUUACUUGUGCUGAAAUAUCAGAAGAUUCGUUCAUGAUGGCCGUUGGAUUCACUGAUUCUAGCAUAAAAGUAUGGUCACUAACCCCUUCGAAGUUAAGAGAAAUGAAACCUGCUGAGAUGUUAAAAGACAUUGAUAAGGAUGCUGAGGAUGUGUUAGUUCGGAUGAUGGAUGAUCGAACUGGGGAGUCAGCACGGACAUUCUAUGGCCAUAGCGGACCAGUAUAUAGAUGUGCUUUCGCCCCUGAAAAAAACAUGUUGCUGUCUUGUUCGGAGGACGCCACUAUUCGCUUAUGGUCGCUGCACACGUGGACAUGUAUUGUGGUCUUCAAAGGUCACCUGUUUCCAGUUUGGGAUGUACGGUUUUCUCCGCAUGGGUACUACUUCGCCUCAUGUUCUUAUGACAAAACUGUGCGACUUUGGGCUACCGAUUCCAACCAGCCACUGCGAAUAUUUACGGGACACCUGUCCGACGUUGAUUGUGUGCAAUUUCACCCUAACUCAAACUACAUAGCUAGUGGAUCAAGCGAUCGUACUGUAAGACUUUGGGACGUACUCACAGGUCAAUUGGUGCGCCUCAUGACUGGUCAUAAGGGGCCAGUAUAUGCCUUGGCAUUUUCAACAUGUGGUCGGUAUUUGGCAUCGGGUUCGUCGGACCACAACGUUUUAAUUUGGGAUUUAUCCCAUGGCCAACUUGUCACUUCACUAGUUAGACAUACAGGAUCGAUACAUACAAUAACAUUCAGUCGAGACGGAACUAUCCUUGCAGUUGGAGGUUUGGAUUGCUACCUAACAUUGUGGGAUUUUUCCAAACUUAGCGAAGAUUACAUAUCUCAGAACUCGAACGCAUCCCACAAUCUAGAAGUUGAUGAAAGCGAUCAUUACCUCCUUAGAGCAUUCCCAACAAAAUCAACCCCGUUCACAACACUUCACUUUACAAGGCGAAACCUCUUAUUAGCUGUAGGAACAUUUAAAUCGUAAUCGGUAUCAUAUUAUUAU